This is a messenger RNA of Triticum aestivum (bread wheat), 3455 nucleotides long. Its product is annotated as protein Rf1, mitochondrial. Bases 368 to 2443 code for a protein of 691 amino acids. Gene Ontology annotation, cellular component: chloroplast. Lineage: Eukaryota; Viridiplantae; Streptophyta; Magnoliopsida; Poales; Poaceae. Gene Ontology annotation, biological process: chloroplast-nucleus signaling pathway; mitochondria-nucleus signaling pathway. The transcript has 2 exons. Gene Ontology annotation, molecular function: protein binding. The record is from RefSeq and is a predicted model, not a curated record.
CACAGCCACUUGACACUUCUGAAGAAAAAGAGAGCCGGCGCCGGCGGCGUUGAGGGAGGCCCUCACGAGAUUGGAGCUUCGCUUUCCUCCGCGUCGGAACGGCAGAGGCCACCGGCCAGGGAGGAUCGUCUCGUCUUCCUCGGCGCCAGGGCCGAGGCAGGCGGCAGCGAGCGGCGGAGAUCUCCUCCUCGCGCCCUCAACGUUGUCGUCGUGUGGACCAGCUCGCCGGCCGGCAGCCGCAUCUACAGCAGAUUGCAGCAGCAGAUCUAUGGUUCAUGCCCAGGCUGCGCCGAUACGGUAGGGGGUGAGCGGCGUCCUCUGCUAUUGCCAGAUUCUUCCAGAUCCGAGGCUCAGGCCAGGUGGAGCUAUGAGCCGCCGCGCCGUCCCCGCUGGCAGACGCAUCUUGGAGCAGAACAUCAAGGCCCGGUACCGCGCUGGCAACAUUGGCACCGAGGAUGCACUCCACCUGUUUGACGAAUUGCUCCCGGUUGCUCGGCCCUCCUCAGUUCCUGCCAUCAACUGCCUCCUCAUUGUCGUCGGUCGUGAUUGCCCUGCACUCGCCGUCUCCCUCUUCAACCGCAUUGCAAGAACCAAGGUGGCACCCCAGAAUAUCACCUACGGCAUUCUAGUCGACUGCUGCUGCCUUGCGGGCCGCUUGGACCUUGGUUUCGCUGCCAUGGGCCACAUCAUUAAGACGGGAUUUGCGGCAGGAUCCGUUAUCUCUUUCAGCCACCUGCUCAGGGCCGUCUGUGCGGAGAAGAAGACCAGCUACGGAAUGGACAUCGUGCUCCGAAUUAUGCCUGAGCUUAACUGCACGCCGGAUGUUUACUCCUACAGCAUUCUUUUCAAGGGUCUCUGCAACGAGAAGAGAAGCCAAGAGGCUCUCGAGCUGAUUCACGUGAUGGUUGAGCACGGAGGUAGCUGCCAACCUAAUCUGGUCUCCUACAGCACCGUAAUUGAUGGCUUGUUGAAAGAGGGCGAGGUGGGCAAAGCUUACAGCCUAUUUUGUGAAAUGGUACACAGGGGGAUUUCGCCAGAUAUUGUGACCUACAACUCAAUCAUCUCUGGCAUGUGCAAGGUCCAUGCGAUGGACAAGGCUGAGAAGGUUCUUCAACAAAUGUUUGAUAGAGAAAUUCUGCCAGAUACUACCACAUAUACUAGCCUAAUACAUGGAUAUUAUUCAUCAGGACAAUGCAAAGAGGUGGAACGGGUUUUCGAGCACAUGUCUAUAAACGGUGUUCAACCAAAUAUGAUAACUUACAAUAUACAGAUGGAUUAUCUUUGCAAGAGCGGAAGAUGCGCAGAAGCUAGGAAGAUUUUUGAUUCUAUGGUCAGUUUGGGCCAAAAACCGUCUGUUACUACCUAUAGUAUUCUGCUUCAUGGUUAUGCUAUGGAAAAAUCAUUUCAUGAUAUGCAUUGUCUCAUUGAUUUGAUGGUAGAAAAUGGUAUCUCACCAGAUCAUUAUGUCUACAACAUGCUCAUAUCUGCAUGUCCUAAAGAAGAAAUGUUUGGUGAGGUAAUGCAUAUAUUUACAAAAAUGCGGCAGCAAGGAUUGAACCCUAAUGUUGCUAACUAUGGAGCGGUAAUAAACUUGCUUUCCAGUGCUGGCAAAAUGGAUGAUGCUAUGUGCCAAUUCAAUCAAAUGAUAACCGAAGGAUUAGCUCCUGAUAUCGUAAUUUUCAACACCCUUAUUAGUGGUUUUUGUACUUGUGGCAAAUGGGAGAAGGUUCAUGAGCUAUUUUCUGAAAUGUUGAAUCGCGGCAUCUAUCCUGAUAUCGUGUCCUUCACCAUACUUAUGGACCGCCUUUGCAAAAGUGGAAGGGUUAUCGAAGCCCAAGAUAUGUUUGACCUGAUGGUACGCAUCGGUGUUAAGCCUAACAUUCAUACUUAUGGCACAUUGAUGCAUGGGUACUUUUUCGUUAGAAAGGUGGAUGAAGUGAGGAAGUUACUUGGCAAUAUGCUCUCAACUGGCUUGAAACCAGAUGUUUUCACCUAUACCAUAUUGAUUGAUGGUUACUUUAAGAAUGGAAUGAUAGAUGACGCAUCAGCUGUUUUCACUGAGAUGUUGGAAAAGAAAGUUGAGCCUUCUGUCAUCACUUACAGAACAAUGCGGUAUGGCCUGUUAAAUUCUGGAAGGACUGUUGCUGCCACUAAACUAUAUCUCAGGAUGAUUGACAGUGGAAUACACGUGGAUAUUGCGGCCUACAACAUAAUUCUCAGAGGCCUUUGUAAAAAUAACUGUGUCGAUGGAGCGCUAAGAAUGUUUCAACACCUAUCUUCAACAAAUUAUCCGCUUGAGGUUGGGACUUACAAUAUUAUGAUUAGUGCGUUGGUUAAAGGUGGCAGAAAGGAAGAAGCCACAGAUUUGUUUGAUGAUAUGUUGGCCAAAGGAUUAGUGCCGGAUGCUGUUAUGUAUAGCUUAAUAAAAAAAGGAGUAGUCUGAAAAAAGCUUACAGAAGAGCGGUCUCUGCAAAAGUCUGAUGGUCUUUUCCUUUCUGUGGAGAAGAAUGGCCGUGCCGCCGACAACUUUAUACUAAAUGCUAUUGUUAGAAUGUUACUUCAGAAAGGGGAGGUGCACAGGGCUGGGUCUUCCCUAUCCAAAAUUGAUGAGAGGAGCUUCACCCUUGAAGCUUCCACAGCUGACCUGUUGACUGCACUUGCUUCAGGGGUGAAAUGUCAGCAGUAUCAGAGGUUUCUCCCUGAAAAAUACCACUCUUAUCUGGAACAGGGAACUGAUUGAAACCUUGUGUAAGCUUCUCUUUGCACGGUGUAUAUUUUGUCAGCAAGGAGGGAAACACUGUCUGACAGUUUCAUUAGCUCAUACUUUGUUGCAACUUCUUAGCAAAUGGCAGCUUCAUAUUCCGAAGCUACAUCUACCAUCUUUCUUAUGGUUAUAACCUGCCCUCUCUUCCUACUUGGUGACUGGCCCUGCACCUGUGAACGAAACAUGUGGCAUAAUGUUCUGGUACGAUCCCUUAUGUAUGUGGAGUAACACAUUUAAUCUCUCAAUCGACAUCAAUCAGGGACAUACCUUGGAUCACAUCCAGCAAUUUGCCACCCUUUGGGAAAAUAAAAUCCUUUCUCCUGGAGUCCAAGACACAAUCCGUUUGCAAGCAAGUGGAUGGCCAAAUUUUGGUCUCUGUACACUUGCAAGCAAGUCCUGGAAUCAGCAGUGCACCUCCUCUUCAAGUGUCAGCGUAUUGAAUGCCGUGAAGCUGCAUGACCUGCGCCCCUAUCUGAUUGAGAAUAUCUCCUUGCUUCUAGGAGCAUUCGCGUGUGAUGUGUCCAUGUGACUAGAACCGUGGAAUACAGUCCGAAAUUUGUAGUACCAUGUUAUUCACUUUCCCUCGUCUCUCACAUUUCGUUGUGCAAUAUACAUGCAGUCAUGUGCAGUCUUCAGAGCAUACUGUCUACAUAGAAGUACCAACAUGUAUAUAGAUGUGUCUUGUAAGUCA